Molecule: messenger RNA, 2151 nt
Organism: Ornithodoros turicata
Lineage: Eukaryota; Metazoa; Arthropoda; Arachnida; Ixodida; Argasidae
Gene: VhaSFD
Product: V-type proton ATPase subunit H-like
Exons: 13
Coding region: 257-1849 (530 amino acids)
Biological process (GO): proton transmembrane transport
Cellular component (GO): vacuolar proton-transporting V-type ATPase, V1 domain; lysosomal membrane
Molecular function (GO): protein binding; proton-transporting ATPase activity, rotational mechanism
Source: RefSeq, a predicted model, not a curated record
GUCACAGUAUACCCCUUCAGCCGUAUCACUGCCCCGACGCACUUACAGCCCCGAUAAGAAGGCCAUUAACCACUGCUACGACUUCCAAAGGUGUGCGCAAAAUACGCGGCUACCCCAAACAGAGGAGCGUUUAUUGUUCUGCGAAGUACAGGCAGAGCGCCAGUUCCCGUGAGUGUAAUUAGAGGAUGCAACAGUGAGGUGCUGGCUGUUGAUCAGUGUGAGCGCUUCAAGGGGACAGCUUGUCUGCUAAAAAAAAAUGCCACGCGGGAAAAUGGAGACGAACUCCAGCAAGGAGGACCCGAGUUGUGAUAUGGCUGGUUCGUACGAAAGACGCCGAAGCGACGCCGAGCUAGACGAAGCAAUGGGAACGCCGGAAUCGUAUUUCGACCGCACGCGACAGUCUAGGCGAGCGUCGCUUAUGGCACAGCUUCAUAUACAGCUUCUGGAGCAGAAGGAUCACCAGAGAGAGCAGCAGGGUGUACUGGCCGCUACGAGUGUGCUGCACCAGCGUGCAAAUGAGAUACGACAGCAGCGGGUUAACUGGCAGUCAUAUUUACAGAGCCAGAUGAUUUCCGAAGAGGACUACAAAUUUAUCGUCGAAUUUGACCAGGGCAGUCUCGAGACCCGUGCCAUCCUCUUGCAACAGCAGCGUCUACAGUGUGCACGCACCUUUUUCAAUCUUCUGGUGCAAAUAUCUAAAGACCAAACCAUUCAGUACCUGCUCAUUAUGCUGGAUGAAAUGCUUCAGGAGGACAAGACACGUGUGGAGAUCUUCAAGGAUUUCUGCCGUAAGAAAAAGGAGGCUGCGUGGACACCUUUCCUCAGCCUGCUCGAACGUCCAGACGGGUUUAUUGUGAACAUGACCAGCAGAAUUCUUGCAAAGAUUGCCUGCUGGAGCCAAGAGCUGAUGGAUGGCGCGGACCUGCAGUACUACCUCACUUGGCUUCGAGACCAGCUGAGGAUGCCUAAUAAUGAGUACAUUCAGUCAGUGGCAAGGUGCUUGCAGAUGAUGCUUCGGAUCGAUGAAUACAGACUAGCGUUUGUUGCUGUUGAUGGAAUAUCGACAUUAGUGACUGUUCUUGCCGGACGUGUGAACUUCCAGAUCCAGUACCAGCUCACUUUUUGCCUUUGGGUGAUGACCUUCAAUCCAACCUUAGCUGAGAAGAUGAAUAAGUUCAGCGUGAUUCCCAUCCUGGCCGACAUACUGAGUGAAUCCGGGAAGGAGAAAGUAACCCGAAUUAUCCUCGCAACCUUCAGGAACUUGAUCGAGAAACCAGAAGACACAGAGAUCCAGCGAGACAAUGCCAUAGCAAUGGUGCAAUGCAAGGUGUUCAAGCAGCUGGAAAUUCUGCAGGGCAAGAAGUUUGAUGACACUGACAUUGUCGAGGACAUUGAAUUUCUGGACGAGAAGCUGAACGCUAGUGUCCAGGAUAUGAGUUCCUUUGACGAGUACGCCACAGAGAUCAAAUCAGGCCGUCUCGAGUGGGGCCCAGUGCACAGUUCCGACAAGUUCUGGAGAGAGAAUGCAGACAAGCUCAAUGAAAGGAAUUAUGAACUGCUCAAGAUCCUCGUUCACCUCCUCGAGUCGAGCAAAGACCCACUAGUUUUGAGCGUUGCAGCGCACGAUGUUGGUGACUAUGUGCGGCACUAUCCACGUGGGAAACAGGUGAUAGAGAAGCUUGGCGGCAAACAAAUGGUGAUGCAGCUGCUCAGCCACGAAGACCCGAAUGUCCGAUACGAAGCAUUGCUCUGUGUGCAGAAACUCAUGGUGCAUAACUGGGAAUACCUUGGCAAGCAGCUGGAAAAGGAAACAAGCUCAAGAGCUUCCCAAAUAGCUGGCCGUUCAUAAGCUGUGCAAGAUAUCUUUCUGUAUCAUAAUUGCUGUAUUUAUGUUGUAAAAUGGUGGACCAUAUGUUCCCCUUAAUAGCAGUUUUUUUUUUUUUUUUUUCAAAUCAUUCCUGAUUGAUUAACUGUUUGGGAUUCCAUGAACGACUGUUGUUAUACAGUAUUGCAAUGUACUAUAACGUACUUGAGAUGAAAAUGUGUGCUAUGUGGCUUGUUUUUCUUUUUUUUUUCUUAUUUUUUUCCCAAUGCUAGUCACUUGUAGUGUGCAGAUGCAUAUCUCUUCAAAAAUAAAGUCUGAGUUGCAGA